GCUAUCAGCACACAUCCUCGCCUUGGCAUUUGGAGUUGAGAAGGGAGUGUAGGAAACUCUGCCUUACUACCCACACCCAACUCCAAACCCCGAUACACACUGGUCAGACCAGAAGAAAUAUCCAGACAGGAGGACGAUUCAUAAGCUCAGGUCACAGAUCCUCAUUUGGUGAUCAUCCUUCAGCCAUGUCCUAUCCAAGUGCCCCACCACCAUACAAUGAUCGUGAUCCCUUGAAUAACCCAGGAAUGUACCCUCAGCCUGGUGGCUACCCACCCAGUGGUCCUCCUCAGCCUGGUGGUUAUCCACCCCCUUAUGGGCAACCAUCUGGAUUCUACCCACAGCCAGGUGGAUUCUUUCCCCCUGGAGGGUACCCUCAGCCUGGUGGACACCCAGAACCGGGACAUAAUGAGCCCCCAAAACCAGUGAUGCCGAUGCUGCCUAAUGUGCCUUUCCACGGAGGUGAUGCAAACAUGUACAACACAUCGGAUGGGGAGCAAUUUGGCACGUUUAAUGAUAAAGCAGUUCGUCACGCUUUCAUCCGCAGGGUUUAUGCCAUCAUAUCGGUCCAGUUACUGGUCACUGUCGCCAUCAUCGCUGUCUUCACCUUUGUGGAUCCGGUUUGCACCUUUGUGAAGAGGAAUCCUGCUGUGUACUAUGCAUCAUAUGCUGUUUUCUUUGUCACAUAUAUGGUUCUUGCUUGCUGUCAGGGGCCCAGGAGACGCUUCCCAUGGAAUAUCAUUCUUCUGGCUGUCUUUACUCUUGCUAUGUCCUUUAUGACCGGGACAAUCGCAAGUUUUUACAGUUCAAGAGCUGUUGUGAUCUGCAUUGGAAUAACAGCCAUAGUCAGUAUUGCAGUGACUGUCUUCUGUUUCCAGACAAAGGUCGACUUCACUUCCUGCGGAGGGCUUUUUGCUGUUCUGGGGAUUGUCCUCUUCAUUACGGGCAUUGUGACAGCCAUCGUCCUGUCCUUUAAAUAUAUAUACUGGUUGCACAUGCUGUAUGCUGCUAUUGGUGCCAUAUGCUUCACUCUGUUCCUUGCGUAUGACACUCAGCUGGUGAUCGGAAACCGGAAACACGCCAUCAGUCCGGAGGAGUACAUCUAUGGUGCCAUGCAGAUUUACACAGAUAUUGUCUACAUUUUUAUUAACCUGCUGCAGAUUGUGGGCAGCAGGACGUAGAACAAUCUCCUUCCUGCAGUUCUGAGUGGUCUCAAAUUCCUAUUCUUUUUUCCAGUGAGGCUCCAGUUGUUUCUCACCCCUACAGAUGGGCUGAUGCCGUUCUAUCUGCUUCAGAAAGAUUAGGACUUAGUGAGGGCCACAGUCACUUUUGCAUAUCUCACCCUUUUCUCUAAAUGUAUCAUUACAUGUUUAUUAAGGAGCCAUGGUGCUACUUACCAGCUAGAUCUUAUUGCACUGCUGCCAUCUUGCAGGAAAUAUAGAGAACUGUUGCAAACCUACCAGCUGGAACUUGUCCGUAGCUGUAAGAGACAUGUGCACUACAGAAAGUCUCAAUCUGGUUAUGUUACAAAAUGUUCCUUCCAAUGUGUAACACGACAACCAUAGACACACAAUCUAUUUCAUUAUCCAGAAAAUGGUCAUUUUACUACAGCACCAGCUUCUCUUGGUUUCAUUUGCCUACUGAGCGGCUGAAUUUCCCCAUAUGAACAGCUGGUGCAUACAGUAUCCUGUAUAUAUAAAACCAUAUUGUGUUGCUGUGCAGGCACAUGAAAUACACGUGAGCUCACUGCAGCAUAGUCAUGUAUCGGCCAUGUAAAAACGCACACAUGCAACAUGUAGGUGAAUUAACUGCAAUGCAGCCGGUGCGUGUUGCAUGUUUGGAUUUCCAUAAGUAAUCCAUGGAUUAAAUGAACAGAUCAAUUUAGGGAAAAGCUGUUUCCAUUUGCACAGUGUAUAUAAGUUUCAGUUACUUUAUUGUAAGUUUAGAUGAGUACAGUAUAAGCUGCAUUAAUGCAAGGAGUACUCAGACACACAGUUUGUAUAUACAUGGGUUUGUAUUUUGCACCUGUGGUAUAUUCAAAUUAAGAUGCUAUUAAAGGGGAGAUGAUUUUAAUAGAAAACGGAAGUGUUGGUACAGAUUGACAAUUUGCCAAAUGGUUGAUUAACCCUUACAGACCUUGAAUAUUUUUGCUUUCAUGGUCCAAGUAAACUUUUUGAAAUACUACCAUUCACUAUAGCGUCAGUGAUCCCUAUUUGGAGGAAUAUAUGGUAACUCUACCUUGCAGUGUACCACUACUGCAAAAUAAGCACCCAUAUUUAUACACUGUCACAUAGCUAGGUGUCUGCAAUGCAGCUACUUGUAUGGAUGGGACUUAGACACAAAUGUAUAAACCUCACAAAGCAGUGACUCACAUUUCUCUUCUAUGUAGUUAUAGCAUAUGACACCCAAUGUGCCUUAUUGCAAACUUUGUAUGCUCUGUACCAACUGCUCAAGGCUCAGUUAAGACUACAUUUACGUUUUACAGGAUGUCCUAGUUCUCCAGUGCACACAGUGGAUCGGCCAUUUUGUAUGCACAAGAGUCAGCUGCCUUACAAUUCCCUAUGAAUCAGGGACAUCGCAGCUUCACAAAGCAUCAGUUAUUUCCUAAUUGAUAGCUUGGCUCUAAUCUCAAUGAAUAGUCAUUCAGCCCACUAAAUGGCAGCUUCCACUUUGUGUACAAUUUUAAAACCUGCACUCCUAAAUAUGUUAGCUACACAGCCCAGAAAGGGCAUUAGGAACGUCCGUGUUGUGGAAGUCUAGUUAUAAGGAUAGCGAGAAUAAGCGCAAUUUCUAUAGAUUCAUAACCUUCAGAUUCUCUGUAAAUAGAAAAGUGUUGUCUGAUUUCUAUUGGAUUUGUAGGGCAUGUUUCAGUAUAACUGAAAUAACUCACUUUUUGCUUAAAUGGCACAUGCUAUACCUUACCCAGGCCUGGUGGUACGGUUUCCUGAUAGAGAUAGUAUGUAACACCCUCUACUGACUCAGGUAUUGUACAUUACCUGACAAAAUAUCAGCAAAACAAUUAUUUAGGCUUCUUAUUAGUGCUAAUAUUGUAUACCUACCUACCAACAAUGCUAUAUACAUUUAUGAUAUAUAGGUCAAGUAUUUUAGUGCCAUUUACACAGUAGCACUGUUUUAUAUAUAAACUAUUUUAUCUCUAAGAAAUUGUUGAACCAUGUAAAUAAAAAGUCUGUAGUGAAGAAUAAGUUACAUAUUUCGACAUUUACUAGUAGUGGAGUAGGACAAAGGACUCUGAUAUCUAGCAGAGGAGAGGUUUAUGGAUGUUUUAAGAUGUGUUGCAUUACUUUGUAUUUAUUUGUAAUGUUUGUUACAUUCUGUGUAUGUCACAGCAAAGCAGAGAACUUGUUACAAUGGCUCUGUCCAGUGCACUGGGAUGAAGGGUUAAUGUAUAAAGAUGGUCUUUAUAGGAGUAGAGUCACAGCUGUGGGAGUAGGAUGUAUUGCCUCCUAAUUACACACAGUCCCUAAUAUGUAAUAACCAGAGCUCAAAAAGGAAUUCUCUGUAUACAUUGUCAUCGCUUUUUGCCGGAGGAUGGUGUGGGAAGGGCCCGGUAACAAGAUGUGGUGACUGUGAAACAUGCGCAGUUCUUUUUAUUUCAUAUUUUGAGCAAAUAAAGUUUAUUUACUGCA
Molecule: messenger RNA, 3644 nt
Organism: Pseudophryne corroboree (corroboree frog)
Lineage: Eukaryota; Metazoa; Chordata; Amphibia; Anura; Myobatrachidae
Gene: TMBIM1
Product: transmembrane BAX inhibitor motif containing 1
Exons: 12
Coding region: 186-1178 (330 amino acids)
Biological process (GO): negative regulation of apoptotic signaling pathway
Cellular component (GO): endoplasmic reticulum; Golgi apparatus
Source: RefSeq, a predicted model, not a curated record